CCUCGGCGCACGCGCAGUGAGGUUCCACGUGAGCGCCUGCGUUUGUUCUCAAACCCAACGAUGCCACCGGAACGGAGGAGCCGAACGAGACCGGAACGGAGAACUGGAGCGAGGCCGAACCGGAAGACCGGAAUGAAGCCGGACAGGAAAGUCGGAGCGAGGCCGGGCGGGCCGCCCCGAAAGGCUGCUUAUUCAUCCCAGCGGAAACCGCCGGCCCGGCCGAGAGCAGCGGCCACUGCGAUCGCAGUCGCAGCGGAGGAGGAGAGACGACUCAGGCAGCGGAACCGCCUGACGCUGGAGGAGGACAAGCCGGCAGUGGAGCGGUGCCUGGAGGAGCUGGUUUUCGGCGACAUCGAGGACAACGAGGACGCGCUGCUGCAGCGUUUGCGAGGCCCGCGGAUUCAAGCCCAGGAAGACUCAGAUGACUCAGAAGUGAAGAAUGAAGCAAAAGAUAAUUUUGCACCUCGAAAGAAGCCAGUUUGGGUUGAUGAAGAAGAUGAAGAUGAGGAAAUGGUUGACAUGAUGAACAACCGUUUUCGGAAAGAUAUGAUGAAAAAUACCAGUGAAAGUAAACUUUCAAAAAAUGAGCUUCAAAAGAGACUUAAGGAAGAAUUCCAGCAUGCGAUGGGGGGAAUACCUGCCUGGGUAGAGACUAAUAAGCGGAAAACAUCUUCUGAUGAUGAAAGUGACGAGGAUGAAGAUGACUUGUUGCAAAGGACUGGGAAUUUCAUAUCCACAUCAACUUCUCUUCCUAAAGGAAUCUUAAAGAUGAAGAACUGCCAACAUGCAAAUGCUGAACGUCCUACUAGUGCUCGGAUUUCUUCUGUGCAGUUCCAUCCUUGUGCACAGGUGGUGAUGGUUGCUGCACUAGAUAACUCUGUGUCACUACUUCAGGUUGAUGGAAAAACAAAUCCUAAAAUUCAGAGCAUUUACUUGGAAAAGUUUCCGAUCUUUAAGGCUCGUUUUACUGCUAAUGGAGAAGAGGUUUUAGCCACAAGUACCCACAGCAAGGUGCUUUAUGUCUAUGAUAUGUUGGCUGGAAAGUUAAUUCCUGUACAUCAAGUGAGAGGUUUGAAAGAGAAGAUAGUAAGGAGCUUCGAUGUCUCCUCAGAUGGGUCCUUCUUGCUCAUAAAUGGGGUAGCUGGAUAUUUUCAUUUGCUGUCAAUGAAGACCAAAGAAUUGAUUAGUAGCAUGAAAAUAAAUGGAAGGAUUGCAGCAUCCACAUUUUCUUCAGAUAGUAAGAAAGUAUACGCCUCUUCGGCGGAUGGGGAAGUUUACAUUUGGGAUGUGAACUCUAGGAAGUGCCUUAACAGAUUUGUCGAUGAAGGCAGUUCAUAUGGAUUGAGUAUUGCAACAUCUAGGAAUGGACAGUAUGUGGCCUGUGGUUCUAAUUGUGGAGUGGUAAACAUAUACAAUCAAGAUUCUUGUCUCCAAGAAACGAACCCAAAGCCGAUAAAAGCUAUAAUGAACUUGGUUACAGGUGUUUCUUCUCUGACCUUCAAUCCUACCACAGAAAUUUUGGCAAUUGCUUCAGAAAAAAUGAAAGAAGCAGUCAGAUUGGUUCACCUUCCUUCCUGUACAGUAUUUUCAAACUUUCCAGUCAUUAAGCAGAAGAAUAUUUCUCUUGUUCACACUAUGGAUUUUUCUCCGAGAAGUGGCUAUUUUGCUCUGGGGAAUGAAAAGGGCAAGGCCGUAAUGUAUAGGUUGCACCAUUAUUCAGACUUCUAAAGAGAUUAUGUGAAAUUCAUUUGAGUCACAAGAGAAGCCCGUCCUGAUAGAUCUUCUCAGAAAUUUUCCAGAAUGUGUGAUACUGUAUGGAUAAUGGUUUUUCGAGCCAGCUGUGCAUAUUUAAGUUAAUCAAAGUGUUUUAAUAAAUACAUGUCAACUUUUGUUUGAAAA
Molecule: messenger RNA, 1899 nt
Organism: Molossus molossus (Pallas's mastiff bat)
Lineage: Eukaryota; Metazoa; Chordata; Mammalia; Chiroptera; Molossidae
Gene: UTP18
Product: UTP18 small subunit processome component
Exons: 14
Coding region: 61-1728 (555 amino acids)
Biological process (GO): rRNA processing
Cellular component (GO): small-subunit processome; Pwp2p-containing subcomplex of 90S preribosome
Molecular function (GO): protein binding
Source: RefSeq, a predicted model, not a curated record